Messenger RNA from Amphimedon queenslandica, 1952 nucleotides. RefSeq names its product transmembrane and TPR repeat-containing protein 1-like. The record is from RefSeq and is a predicted model, not a curated record. The transcript has 13 exons. Lineage: Eukaryota; Metazoa; Porifera; Demospongiae; Haplosclerida; Niphatidae. Gene Ontology annotation, biological process: protein O-linked glycosylation via mannose; endoplasmic reticulum unfolded protein response. Gene Ontology annotation, cellular component: endoplasmic reticulum. Gene Ontology annotation, molecular function: mannosyltransferase activity; protein binding. Bases 1 to 1905 code for a protein of 634 amino acids.
AUGAACAAAGCAACUUCUUUACUGCUAGUUGGAUCCAUCUCUGUCCUCCUAUACCUCAAUACUCUUGGUGCAGGCUUUGUUUUUGAUGAUCACCGCGCCAUAUUGACCAAUGAUGACUUGGACAGCAAAAAGACAUCGAUUUACGAGCUUUUCAGUCAUGAUUUCUGGGGAGGAGGCAUGCACCGUAAAGAGAGCCACAAAUCCUAUCGACCAUUGACUGUUAUAACAUAUAGACUACUAAAUUAUGAGUUUGCAGGGCUGGAACCGUUUGGUUAUCAUCUUGUAAAUGUUAUACUUCAUGCAAUAGUCUCCAUGCUCUUCCUCCAAGUUGCUGAAAUUGUUUUGGGGCCUCAUGGAGACAAAGAAUGGUCUACCAUGGCUGCACUGUUAUUUGCAACGCACAGUAUUCACACAGAAGCUGUUGCCAGUGUUGUUGGCAGGGCAGAAUUACUUGCUUGCAUUUUCUUUCUCUUCAGCUUUCUCUUCUACUCUCAAGCCAUAAAUACCCAUUCAAAUUAUAGUAGUGCUUAUACAUUUCUAUCAAUAAUUCUUGGAUUCUUUUCUAUGCUGAGUAAAGAGCAAGGUAUCACAGUGCUAGGUGUAUGUGGAGCAUAUGACGUGCUGGCCCAUUGGAAUAGUCUAUUAAAUAUGUGCUGUAAAAUUUUUAAAAAAGGAAAGGAGAGAUUUGAAAUUCAAUCUGACUGUAGAGAUGUCAUCAAGAGACUGUGUUUUAUUGCAUUAUCUGGGGCCAUUAUGAUGUGGUUCAGGAUAUCAAUGAAUGAAGGAACUGAUCCAAUAUUUAAACCAGAAGAAAUGAGAGCAGCCUUUCAUCCAAACAGACUAGUCAGAAUUUUCAGUUUUAGUAAUAUAUAUGUAUGGAAUAUAUUGCUACUCAUAUUCCCUUCAUCGUUAUGCUGUGAUUGGUCCCUUGGAUCUCUUCCUAUAAUCGAAACACUUUAUGAUGUGAGAAAUAUUUGGUCAUUAAUACUCUACAUUGUGCUAGGGCUGUUAAUUAUAUCUACAUUAAGAGGAGAUACUGUAGUUGGAAUUGGGAUGUCGUUUCUUUUGAUACCGUUUUUACCUUCAGCUGGAAUUAUUUUCAAAGUUGGUUUUGUGAUAGCAGAAAGAGUGCUGUAUUUACCAAGUCUUGGUUAUUGUCUUCUACUUUCUGUCGGUGCAGAGCGACUCAGUAAAAGAAUUUAUAAUAAAAAAAUUGUUCAAAUUGCUUUAGUAUUUGUACUAAUAUCGAUGUCAGUAAAGACAGUUUCACGAAAUUGGGAUUGGCAUUCGGAUUUGUCCCUGUUUGAAUCAGGAGUUAGAGCUAAUCCAGGCAAUGUGAAGCUACACAACAACUAUGCAAUGGAGCUCAAGUCAGCUGGAAGGUUUAAAGAAGCAGAAAAAUAUUAUAAAAUUGCAAUGGAAAUAGAACCAGAUUAUGCUGAAGUGUAUUUCAACUAUGGAAACUUACUCUCUGAAACUAAAGACCACAAAGGAGCUCUUCAUUAUUUUGAAAAAGCAAUGUCAUUCCCUCACAUGUACAGCAAGACUCUUAACAAUGCAGCAACUAUGUACUUCAAACUUGGAAGAUACACAGAGGCUGAAAACAAAUUUAAAGAAUCAUUAGAGAUUAAUCCUGAUCAACCAAUGACAUACAAUAAUCUUGCUAGUUUGUACGGAGAAACAAAGAGGUACAAAGAGUCUUCAAGAAUGUUUAAAAAAGCAAUAGAAAUGAAUCCUGGCUACACUGAGGCUUACUUCAAUUAUGGUACUUUGCUGUAUCAAAUGGGCCAAGUAGAUGAAGGAGAGAAACAUUUAAGACAUGCUUUAAAAUUGAACCCAAAUCAUCAUGGGGCACUGAAUAACCUCAAAGUGAUUGAAUAUUAUAGAAACAAAGGACAGAAAUAAUUCAAAAAAAUAAUUCAGCAAAAAAAUAAUAGUUAAUUAACUAUUAA